AAAUUGGGCCAGAUGAAUUGUUUUUUGCCGGUUACACAAUUUCUAGAAGAUUGAUGACCCUUAAGUACCAUCGAUGAGUUGGCCGCGGGAAUCCGGUGGUGGUGUUUUUCCCAGUCCGUGGAAUAGACAGUUUCGCGAGAGUUAUUUUGAGCAAGGCCAGAAAAACAAGUUUCUCGCCACAAUAACUCCAGCCGUUAACAACAGCGAACAAGAAUCCGAAAGAAUGGAGCACGUUUUUGGGAAUCCUAGUAACAGUGAAAACGUAGUAACAAAUGAAACUUCAGAAGAGCAUCUUAAAGUGAACCAGAAAAGAAGAAAGCGCAAAGUAUAUAGAGUUGUUCGUGUAAGCUGUGUGAAUUGUCGUCAGUCAAAGCAAGCUUGUGACGAAUUCCGCCCUUGUGCAAGAUGUAUUCGACUUGGGCUAGAAGAAAUGUGCGUAGACGCUCCUUCAUCCCGUCCUAGACCUCUUAGUUCACAAAUUCCGAAUCCAAACGACAAAUUAUUUUCCAAGGUCCAGAUCCAUAAGGAACUGGAUAGGUUGGCGUCUUUAGGAUCAACGCUGUCUUCUGUGGAUACGGGAAAAUACAACAGCCGCUCAAGUGAUAUACGAAAUAAUACAGCAGAAAUUUCUCAUCUUCUUUCUCCUCUUUUCUCUAAUGGAGAACAUCUGAGAGAUUCGUUUAUCUCACGAUACUACUCUGGCGAAGGCAGUCACCUUGCAGCGAAAUGUCAAGAAAGCGCUCUCAACUUGGGAACAGAGAAGUUAGAGGAUACGGUCUUAGAAGCCGUUUAUGAGCUUUCUAAAAUGAUUACACUUUGGGAUCAGGACCUUCAGUCACGUGAACGCCAGUUGAGCACUAAGGAAGAAAUUGAAGACAUCGCAAAGUCACACUCAUUGUUCUGUUAUGUUUUAAGAGUAUUGAACAAAUUUUUACAACUAUGGGGUAUUGAAUCCUUUUCGGACAACGGAAAGCGAGUUCAGGCUAUCUUGCAAUCUCUUCAAAACUUGACGAGUGCGAAGCCUGAUUAUAUUUUGAGGAUGCGCUCCUAUCUUCCUACUCGAAAGGUUAAACUCACUGCUGAGCAGCAGCAUGAAUUUCUUGCAAAUAUUCCUAUGGCUUGUUUGAAGAUGAGCUUGCGGAUAGACGACUCGUUUCAUAAGGUGGAUUUUGCGAACAAGGAAGCUUGCGAUCUUUUCUCUGCAUCGGAAGAAGACUUAUCUAUUUUAAUUGGUUGUAAGGAAACACUUCCUAUAGUUCUGGGUGGUAUUGAUUGGAUACAGAAACCCAUGUUUCUUCUUCGUCUACUUACGGAAAACACUCUCAAGAGAGUGCAAGUUUAUCAUUUGGUUACGUUUGAUGGUUCCUUGUUCAAGUGCAACGUGAGUUGUUCUGUAGUACUUGGAGAUAACUGGGAACCGGAUAGUUACAUAUUUUUGCUCCAGAGCGCAGAAAGACUUGGACAAGAUCCGCUUGCAGGAUCGUUUCUACAUCGAGUAGUUUCUCACGUAAAGUCGGAAAGAAUACAGAGUAAUAUGGACGAGUUAACUAAGGGCUCUCAAAGAAGUCACGAGGUGUUUGCUUCAGGGGAGGCAUCAGGGAAUUGUUAUUCUGUUUCGUCUUCAACAGUUCUCCAUAUGUGAAACUUUUGAUGAAAUGAUUUCUCGAAGCUUUGUAUUUGUGCAUUUCUUUUAUUAUACAUGUUUCAUGCGUUGUAUAGCAGUCUCAGUUUGACCACGAUUGUUUAGAGUGUUGUUGAUGUUAAUACAAGUGUAUGCAAUUUGUUCAGAAUAAAAGCUUAUAAGAAGAAUCGCCUUGAUAUAUAUCUUUUUUGGAUAAGAUUUUCGUUUCACUUUGUUAGAUCUUUUCUACCAGUAGAAAUUGGUCAGUCUUGUUAUCAAUUGCUGUCAUUUGCUAACCAUGAUAAGCGAGUAGUCUCAGUAUCUAAAGGAAUAAUUUACAAUCACGCAUUCGUGAUAUAUUAACAAGUUUAAUAUACAACUUUAGCAUGAU
Molecule: messenger RNA, 2012 nt
Organism: Galdieria sulphuraria
Lineage: Eukaryota; Rhodophyta; Bangiophyceae; Galdieriales; Galdieriaceae
Exons: 5
Coding region: 74-1642 (522 amino acids)
Biological process (GO): regulation of DNA-templated transcription
Molecular function (GO): zinc ion binding; DNA-binding transcription factor activity, RNA polymerase II-specific
Source: RefSeq, a predicted model, not a curated record